AUGUCCUUGGCUUUUGCAAACAUCCGUCUCGGCCUCCUCGCCAAGACCGUCCAGGCGUCUCGAGCCUUCGAGCGCUCCAUCCCUGCCUUGUAUCUCGGGGGAUCAAGACUGUACACCAACGCCACCUCCCCGACCCCCAAGGAAAUUGUGGUCGAGAAGGGCGCUGGCAAGCUGAAAGACGUAGCUCGCGACUGGAAGUACGUGCCCAAGUCCUGCCACCCCGCUGGGAUGGAGGCGAUCCUUCAGUUGAACUGCCUCGUUGGCUUCCCCAAGACCAUCAAUGCCUUCGCAGCUGUGCAGAAAGUCGGCGUCGAGCGCACGCCCGAGUGGCAGGAAGAGCACAGCAAUGAGGGCAACUACUUUGCCGUCAGAGGUGAUGCUGCAUGCGAGGGUGGGAGCCCGGGAGGAGCGUUUGCUGAGAGAGGGUGCACAGGGGAUGAGGCGUGCUCGAUGAUCUACGGCGAGAAGUACCAGAAGCUGAGGGCCCGCAUGGCCUAUCUUCAUCCCCUCCUGGACCGGUUCAUGGUCGAGCAUGCCUACGGCCGUGUGAUUGGGCGCGCUGGAUGCCUUCCUCUGAGGAUGAGAGAGCUUUGCGUGGUGUCUGUGCUCUCCGGCCAAGACGUUCCCAUGCAGCUCGCGUCGCAUGUGCAGGGAGCGCUGAACGUCGGCGCUACGCAGGAGGAAGUGCUUGCGGUGCUCGAGAACUCCAAGCUCAUCUGGGGCGAGCAAACCUACAAGCAGGCCAUCGAGGUUGCCAAGACCGUCUUCAACCAGGCCCCCAAAUAGAGGCGCUGCCACUCGCCAGUCACGAGUCAAGGCUCGAGUGCCUGGGUGUACCAUGACCUAGACAAGUCUAUCCGUGUAACUUUAGACCUCAUGUAAAUAAACC
Molecule: messenger RNA, 889 nt
Organism: Guillardia theta CCMP2712
Lineage: Eukaryota; Cryptophyceae; Pyrenomonadales; Geminigeraceae
Exons: 5
Coding region: 1-786 (261 amino acids)
Molecular function (GO): peroxiredoxin activity
Source: RefSeq, a predicted model, not a curated record